AAAACGGAAAACUUUUCCCUUUCCUCGCAAUUCUAUCUCUAUAAAUCAGCAUUUCGGGUUGUCUCUCUCUCUCUCUCGCUCCUCUUUUCCUUCAAAGGAGCCGAGAGAGUCCAAGAAGACGCGGGAGGAAGCAAAGAGCAGAGACGGUAAGAGAUUUAUUGGUGAUUUGGGGCUUAAAGGGUUUUACAUGUGGAUCAGAAGGAAUUUUCCAUAGGGUUCCCUGUACUGCCUACCAUUUCCAGUCAGAUUGAAAAGGUGGUUCUGGAUUAUAAAAGCGGCAUAGGCAUAUAAAAAUGGUCAAGCUUACGAUGAUUGCUCGCGUUACUGAUGGUCUUCCCUUGGCUGAGGGACUGGAUGAUGGUCGUGAUCAAAAAGAUUUGGAGUUCUACAAGCAACAGGCGAAGGCAUUGUUCAAAAAUUUAUCGAGGGGUCAGAGUGACCCUUCAAGGAUGUCGAUUGAAACUGGUCCUUAUAUUUUCCACUAUAUUAUUGAAGGACGUGUGUGCUACCUAACGAUGUGUGACCGUGCUUAUCCCAAGAAACUUGCUUUUCAAUAUCUUGAGGAUCUCAAGAAUGAGUUCGAGAGGGUCAAUGCGAAUCAAAUUGAGACCGCUGCCCGACCAUAUGCUUUUAUUAAAUUUGAUACAUUCAUCCAGAAGACUAGGAAACUUUAUUUGGACACACAUACACAGAGGAACCUUGCAAAGUUGAAUGAUGAUCUUUACGAAGUCCAUCAGAUAAUGACUCGUAAUGUUCAAGAAGUUCUUGGUGUUGGUGAAAAACUGGAUCAGGUCAGUCAAAUGUCAAGCCGGCUGACAUCAGAAUCUCGUAUAUAUGCUGACAAGGCAAGAGAUCUAAAUAGGCAGGCUCUGAUUAGAAAGUGGGCCCCGGUUGCCAUUGUACUUGGAAUUGUUUUUCUUCUGUUUUGGGUCCGCAACAAAAUAUGGUGAACACUACUACCGUUAGGCCCAUUUGAGGGAGGCUGCAAUCUGCAUUGGACUAUUAUUGAUCUCAAUAUACUGGGGGGAUACUCUUGUAAGGUUGGAUCUGUGUGCUUGCCCGAGAUUGAGAGGAAAGUACAGCCUUGGGUCUUUUUUGUGCGUGGGGCAGUUAUUUUGUGAGUGGAUGAUCAUUGGCAUGAAUCUUGGUGCUUGCUAGGAAUUCUUUUAUCUUCUAUUGAGACCUUUGAGGAGUUCUCUCACAUUUUUUGUAAGUUUUAUAAUGGAAAUGAAGCAGGGAAUGGACACCCAUUAUUGGGAAGCCUAUAUACCAUAUGACUAAUAAGUAGAGAUUUUUUCAUGUAAAGGCCUGGCCAUGAACCAACCAUACCGUGCAGUAAUUCCAUUCCUUUUUUUGUUUUUCUUUCUCA
Amborella trichopoda is the source of this 1369-nucleotide messenger RNA. RefSeq names its product Synaptobrevin family protein (gene SEC22). Gene Ontology annotation, molecular function: SNAP receptor activity. The record is from RefSeq and is a predicted model, not a curated record. NCBI's taxonomy places the organism in Eukaryota, Viridiplantae, Streptophyta, Magnoliopsida, Amborellales, Amborellaceae. Gene Ontology annotation, biological process: retrograde vesicle-mediated transport, Golgi to endoplasmic reticulum; endoplasmic reticulum to Golgi vesicle-mediated transport.